Astyanax mexicanus (Mexican tetra) is the source of this 4969-nucleotide messenger RNA. Its product is annotated as receptor activity-modifying protein 3. Gene Ontology annotation, molecular function: coreceptor activity. Lineage: Eukaryota; Metazoa; Chordata; Actinopteri; Characiformes; Acestrorhamphidae. Gene Ontology annotation, biological process: protein localization to plasma membrane; G protein-coupled receptor signaling pathway; receptor internalization. Gene Ontology annotation, cellular component: signaling receptor complex; membrane; cell surface. Bases 305 to 802 code for a protein of 165 amino acids. The transcript is spliced from 4 exons. The record is from RefSeq and is a predicted model, not a curated record.
GAUGGGGGUGUAUUAGAAGCAGCUGAAGCAGCAGAACAGAAGUUAUCCCAGCAGAGAACAGAGAGGAGCUCAGCAUUAGAUUAUUUGGGACCGGAUCAGAUUAUUCUCAGCACCCCUGUCCUGUCUUCUGAACCCUGUCCUGUCUUCUUCAGAGCUGGACAUGCAGCGGCGGGACCACCGGAGACCCCGGAGCGCGGCGUAUCGGAGGAGUUCUGAGGACUGGGCAUGAAUUCUGCUCCUCUCCGGGAUCUCUCUCUCCAGCUGAGCUCUUAUUUACUAUCACCGGACCCAACGUUUCUUCAACAUGGACGUUAAUCAGUUAAAACUGCUCCAGUGUUUUGCUGUGGGUUUUUUUGUGAACAUCUUGAUGAUGAGUGCACUAUCAGCAACAGAGGACAUCAGGCCUACAUUCACUCACAGGCCACACAUUCUGGAGUGUAAUAAGUCUGUUCUUCAGCUGGAGAUGGAGAAGUGUGGAGAACGCUUUAAGACUGAUAUGGACGAGGUGGACCCUCAGAACUGGUGCAACUUGACAUAUUUUAUUAGUCAGUACCACUUCUUCUCAGCCUGCACGGAGCAAAACGCUGAGCGGAUCGGCUGCUUCUGGCCCAACCCGGUGGUGGAGCACUAUAUCAUCAAUAUCCACAAACAGUUCUUUUCCAACUGCACCGUGAAAUCUGUGGUCUGGGGUGAUCCGUCAGAAGAUACCGUCACUGUCCUUAUUCUUAUUCCAGUCUUCCUCACACUGGCCAUGGUGGCACUGGUAGUAUGGUGCAGUAAGAGAAGUGAUAUCCUGGCUUAGCGCUGAAGAGAAAGUCCCAGAGGAGAGGUGAUGAUCAGAGGACGCAUGGAUGUAUUUCAGCAGGAGUGUUAACCUUGCUUUGAUUCAGGACGUUCACAAAUGCACUGGAGGACAGUUUUGGUGGAGGACCUGAUGAGCCCUUGAGGACACCUUCUACUAAGACUAUUGGGAGCCCCUGUUCUCACUGAGCUCAUCAUUUAAACACAUCAUUUGAGAAACUCUGCCUAUUGGGACUAUGGGACUAUGUCCAAAAGUAAUGCAGUUAAAAAAACUGCUACAGUGGAUUUCAGAAAAAGUGUAAAAAAGACUUUUUUCACUUUUUCACCGAACAGUGAAUUUUUAGAGACAGAAUGUGCCACUCAAACAUUAAGAGUGUCUUUCUUCAGGAGUUCUCUGUUCUGACGUCUUUGUUGAUUGUGUCUGUUGAUGUUCCACUGAAGGACUGCAGUCUGCUCCAGUUAAUUAUGAGAUGUACAUUUUAAUCACUGUUAUGAGUCGUCACAAAUUUGUAGAUAAAGUAGAUAUUUUAGAAGUUGAUAUUUUACUAUUAAUGAUUCACUGUAUAAUGCCAAAUACUGCAAUAUGAUGUUUUAAUCACACUGACAUGUCAUGAAAUGGCAGUAUUAAAAAGUGUUAUCUUUUAGGAGAUGGCUUGGGAACUCCCAUAUCUGUACAAAAACUCACAAAAACUCCCAUAUCUCAUCUGUGAAUGAGAGUAAACACUGACCAUCAUGCGUAUGGCAAGAUAAUAUGAAUUAUCAGAUGAUAUGAAUUAUCAGAAUUAUUAGGAGUAAGGUCAGAUUGUGGGAUGUGCCACUAAACCCUAGUUUUAUUAUAAAUAUCUGAAAUGUGUUCCUUUGCAUAAUGAAACAUACCAGACCUGCUUAACAUUUUUUUUAAACCUUUCCUAACCUUUAAAAAAGCUUUUCCCUGUGGUCAUACCCACCUUUGCAGCGCCCUCUCAGGUUCAGAUGUGCUAUAGUCGAGGAUGAUGUUGAUUUUUCCAUGUACUUUGGUAUGUGGACACAUCACAAUAUGCAGAUCAAUCGAUCAAUAAUACCGCCCAACCAUCUGCGUCUCACCUCUAUCAGAGGCACACUGCUCAGCCCAAUCAGCUCUCCCUCCUGCCCCGCCUCUAAACCUACAUCACCCAAUGCCCCUCCCAAUCUGUCCCUCUCAUUUUCUAACCUUUUUCAAAUUUGAGGUGAGGGUGGAGUCAGCAAAAAGCAUGGGUUUUACUAGCCCUUUAAGUGCAGACAUAAACAUUCCUCCAUCCACACUGAUCAUGACUGGUGGGAUCUGGCUAGAACUCAGUUCUUGUCAGUUCAAACAGACAAGCAGCAGAACUCGCAUGUAUAUCCCACAGGGCAGUGUAGCAUUCAUUAGCUUCUGUGGGACAUGGCAAAAGUUAUGUAACUCAAUACUAGUUCCUGUCCCAUGGGUUCAGUGGACAUUUGAACCAAAUGUGAAAACUAAGCCUUUAAAGUAUAGCAUACCGUUAUAAGUUCAAUGUUCAGUGUGGUGAACUGUCUUGUAUAUAAUGUAUAUAUAUAACUGUGUUGUUUAAAAAGCACUAUAUGAGCAGGGACUUUGGAUUAAAUGUAAAAAAAACCUGACAAAUCUAAAAAAUUAGAAUAGCUCGUUUUAAUAAAAUAAAUUAAAGAAAAAGUCAUUAGAUGUUUUGCAGUCAGCACACAGCAAAAACGAAAAUGGUCAGAAACCAAACUAUCAAAAUACUGACAGGGAAUUGCCAUAAUGUGGGAUACUCAAAAUCUGUUUGUACAUUUUCUUUAAAUAAACGAAACAAAAAGAACAACAAAAACUAUGGGUUCAUUUAAUAUUCCAGGUAUUACAGUCUGUUACUCAAAUGUCCAAUCACAGACCACCAUGCUCCUCAUGGAAAGAUCACCUAAAAGUCAGUGACAUAGCAUUUAUCCAAAAUGUAUGUAAGAGGUAUGUAUUUCUUAUGUAUAAAACAGUCCUGCUAUUUUUUAUGAUUUGUUCAUGUUUGUUAUCACCAUAUUUAGAUUAGAGACAUCUGUCCAUCUGAUGUUUCACAGUCAUUCAUAUCUAUUACAAACCUGGAUACUUAUGGAACCAAGAAGGCAUUCUUUAAAAACAAUACAUUCUUCAUUAAAAACAAUACAUUUAAAGCACCUUUUUCAAAAGUGUACAAUAAUGGUUAUUUAGACAUCUGACACAAACUCAGCAAUGGGAAUGGAAAAAGGUUUUUGUCAAAAAGCAACACUGUAAAUUAAAGAGCUGAUUAUACUGUCCUUUGUCUUUAUCUACUACAGCACUAAAGGCUCAGUAGCCUGAAAGUGUUUAGUGAAACUGUGCAACACUGUAACAGGUAACAAUAUAAUGAUAAUAAAAGUUUCACUCAAAUUGAAAAGUCAUUAACCACGAAUUUCUCCAAAACGCCAAAAAUAUACAUUUAAUUUCUGAAACCUUCUGAACCUUAAAUAGAAGUCUUAUUAUAAGUAAUUAAGGAACAUUUCUCGUUCCGUUCAUCAUUUAAAUUUGUCAAAAUGUAAAGAACAACUGCUGUAUUCAUAAUAAAACAUAUAACGUGAUGAAAUGUAUCAAACAUAUUUGAGUCCAUUAUGAAAUGUAACAUUUGCUUUAACACUGAAAGUAGCAACAUUGCCUAACAUGGAAUCACCUAUUUAUCUUUGAGUAUUACUGACCUAGGAGGUUUUUAUUUAUAUGACUGUGAGUAUGUGAUUUAAGCUUUUUAGCAUGUGUCUCAGAGUGGGAAUAGAGCUGUUCCACACUGGAAAAUGCAGACUGUCUGAGACCAAUUGGCACGAAAAGUACUGAAUCACUAUACAAUCUUUCCUCCAGUACUUCGUUUUGGGAUGAAUUGGUGAGUUGAUGGAUUAGGGGUGAUAACCCUGACUGAACUGAUGCCCUUGUUACUAAUAUUUAUAUCACUGAGUGCAAGUAAAUCCUCACAACAAUCCAAAGUAUAGUAGUAAUUCUUCUCUGGACAGUAGAGACAGUUAUUCCAACAAAAGCAGGACACAUUUUUUUUUUACAACAAAUGUCCAAAAAUGUCUAUUGAAUUAUUUUAAAUAUUGCUUUCAGACAAAAUUAGCAAUGGAAAUAGAACAAUGUGUUUGUCAAACAGCAACACUAUGUAAAUUGAAGGGCUGAUUAUACUGUCCUUUGACUUUUAUCUGUUACAGCACUAAAGACUAAGUAGCCUAAAAGUGUUUAGUGAAACCGUGCAACACUGUAACAGGUAACAAUAUAAUGACGAUGAAGUUUUGUGUCACUGAGUGCAAUCAAAUCCUCACAACAAUGCUCCAAAAUAUAUAAGUAAUUCUUCUCUGGACGGUAGAGACAGUUAUUCCAACAAAAGCAGGAUACAUUUUUUUUUUUGAACAAUAAAUGUCCAAAAAGUGAAAAAUUUUCUUUCUCUCCUACUUUAAUUUGGACACAUGCUAAAGAUUUCAGAGUGGUACUUUGUGUGGAUCAAAUGUAUUGACUUACUGAUAAUGCAAUAUAUUUAAGAAAUGUGAAUUGCCCAAAAAGUCCCACAUUAGGUUAAUGCAAUAAAUAUAUUUAACUCCAGUCAUUGAACCGACCCCUUGCCUUUGUAAGACAAUUGUACUGUGUGUUUUGGAUUCUGAGCCCGGCGUUUAUUUCAGGAUAAACAAAUUAAAAUGACACAGGAGGCAUUAUUUAUAUGACUGGGAAAGGCCUUGCAUUGUGAUUGGCUUAAAGAUACAAACUGAGGACAAUGAGGCUCUGAAAUGUCUUGCUUCAUGCCCUCAAGGCUUGCCAUGAGGCAGUGGUCCUUCAAGUUAGAAUCCAGGAAGGAAAUAAAACUCGUUCCCAUCGUGGACAAAGAAUUAGAGGAAAUGGGCUGGCUAUGAUUUUUACCAAACGAGUCACAGGAACUGUGGAGAGGGCCGUUUUUUCUGAAAUGUGCAUUGUGUUGGCUAGGGCUGCACUACUGUUGGCACUAUUAAGAGAACUAAUAUGUUAUAUGAGACAUAACCUUUUAUGUGUGAAUUAAGGAUAUAGCCUGAAUAUACUAUUGUGUACACUGUAUCUUUUAUUGUGUAAAGUUACGAGUUUCACCUUGGACGUUUAUGUCUGAAAUGUACUGGAGUCUGUCUAAGAAGAGUUUUGUAGUAAAUUUUAUUUUUAACCUUU